AUGAGUCGUGCUCAGAAUGCCGUGGGCCGGGCCAGCAGGAGUGUGUGUCCUGUUCCGACCCGGCUGCCUUGCUCAAAGACGGGGGAUGUGUCCCUGACUGUGGCGCUGGUUUCUACAGUCAAGAAGGCGUAUGCUACGCCUGCGAUUCGUCCUGUGCCUCCUGUUUCCCUGACAACCCCAAUUGCAUGAGCUGUCUGCCAGAAGCCGCCUUGCACCAUGGGAAAUGUAUUUCCCAAUGUCCAGCACAGCAUUACCUGGAGGACAACAGCAGAUGCAGAGUCUGCCACAGCUCCUGCUCUUCCUGUUGGGGUCCCUCUGUGUCCCAGUGUACCCUGUGCCCAGGUGGGCGUCUUCUUCACCAGGGUCAGUGUGUGGAGGCCUGUGGGGAAGGACUUUACUCCCAGGACACCACCUGCCACAAUUGUCACCCCUCUUGCCGGUCUUGUGUGGGACCCUUGGCCUCAGACUGCCUCCGCUGUUUGAAACCAGAGGAAGCCCUCCUGCUGCAGUCCAGUCCCCUCCAGCACGGCGUCUGCACAGCCGGGUGUCCUGCACACAGCUUCUUGGAUCACAUGUACACAUGCAGAG
Molecule: messenger RNA, 588 nt
Organism: Notothenia coriiceps (black rockcod)
Lineage: Eukaryota; Metazoa; Chordata; Actinopteri; Perciformes; Nototheniidae
Product: extracellular matrix protein FRAS1-like
Exons: 4
Source: RefSeq, a predicted model, not a curated record